Molecule: messenger RNA, 240 nt
Organism: Colletotrichum aenigma
Lineage: Eukaryota; Fungi; Ascomycota; Sordariomycetes; Glomerellales; Glomerellaceae
Exons: 1
Coding region: 1-240 (79 amino acids)
Source: RefSeq, a predicted model, not a curated record
AUGAAGCUCUCUAUUUCUCUGGUUCUUACUGCCAUUCUCGGUCUCGCAGCUGCCGCUCCUCAACGCGGUGGGAGCAGAGAACAACAAAGAGCCGACCGCAAAGCCCUUCAAGACCUUGCUGGCACAGAUGUUGAUCCCAAUCUCCCGAACGGAACAAGACUUCUCGACAAUGGCCAGGGGCAGUGUGUGGCAGUUUCUGGAAAGGCUGUCUGCUCUGAUGCUUCAGGAGCUACCUUGUAA